This is a messenger RNA of Columba livia (rock pigeon), 1737 nucleotides long. It is a transcript of the gene UBE2Q1, whose product is annotated as ubiquitin conjugating enzyme E2 Q1. NCBI's taxonomy places the organism in Eukaryota, Metazoa, Chordata, Aves, Columbiformes, Columbidae. The record is from RefSeq and is a predicted model, not a curated record. The coding region runs from base 178 to 1467 and encodes 429 amino acids. The transcript has 12 exons.
UCCGGCUCGGCGCUGCCUCGCCCGGUUGUGCGAGAGCCGCGGUCGGUCGAGGCCCCGCCCCUUCCGCUGGCGGCGGGAGGGGUCACUUCCGCAGAGCGGGGCCGUCCCGCCGCCAUCUUGGGCCGGCUCCGGGGGCUGCGGCGGCGGCGGCGGCGGAGCGGGUCCCUCCAUGGGAAGAUGCAGCGGGCGGGGCCGGAGGAGGCGGCGGGGUCGCAGGCGGCGGCGGGGGGAGGAGGCGGCGGCGGCGGCGGCGCCGGGCGGAGCGGGGCCGAGGUGGCGCUGGCGGCGGCCGCCCCUCUCCCGCCGCCCCCCGCCCAGAGCGGGCGGCUCCUGAAGCGGGAGCUGCGGCUGCUCGAGUCCAUUUUCCACCGGGGCCACGAGCGGUUCCGCAUCGGCAGCGCCUGCCCGGACGAGAUCAGCUGCGAGUUCGUCCCGGGGGCCGGGGCCCGCGCCGGGGCCUCCGCGUCCCGCGGGCCGCCGCCGGGGCCCGUCCGCAUCCACUGCAACAUCACGGAGGCUUAUCCGGCCGUUCCCCCGAUCUGGUCGGUGGAGUCGGACGACCCCAACCUGGCGGCCAUCCUGGAGCGGCUGGCGGACGUCAGGAAGGGGAACACGCUGCUUCUGCAGCACCUGAAGCGAAUAAUCUCCGACCUGUGCAAGCUCUACAACCUCCCCCAACACCCCGACGUGGAGAUGUUGGACCAGCCUCUGCCGGCCGAACAGAGCACGCAGGAGGAGGUGUCCUCGGAGGAGGAAGACGAGGAGAUGCCGGAGGACACCGAGGACCUGGAUCACUACGAGAUGAAAGAGGAGGAGCCGGCGGACGGGAAGAAGACGGAGGACGAAGGCAUCGGCAAGGAGAACCUGGCCAUCUUAGAGAAAAUCAAAAAGAACCAGAGGCAAGAUUACUUAAAUGGCGCAGUGUCUGGGUCUGUGCAGGCCACCGACCGGCUGAUGAAGGAGCUCAGGGAUAUUUACCGCUCGCCAAGUUUCAAGGGGGGAUACUAUGCAGUGGAAUUGGUGAACGACAGCCUGUACGAUUGGAACGUCAAACUCCUCAAGGUUGACGAGGACAGCGCUUUGCACAACGAUCUCCAGAUCCUCAAGGAGAAAGAAGGAACCGAUUUCAUCCUCCUCAACUUCUCCUUUAAGGUACGUCCUGGGCGGCGGAGCCAUCUGCAUGGAGCUGCUCACCAAACAGGGCUGGAGCAGCGCCUACUCCGUCGAGUCGGUGAUCAUGCAGAUCAGCGCGACGUUGGUCAAGGGGAAAGCGCGAGUCCAGUUCGGAGCCAACAAGAACCAGUACAGCCUGACCAGAGCGCAACAGUCCUACAAAUCCCUGGUGCAGAUCCACGAGAAGAACGGCUGGUACACGCCGCCCAAGGAGGACGGUUGAGCCCGCGCGCCGCCCCGCAUCUCCCGCCUCCUCCAGGACCUCGACGGACAACGGCGGCCGUUCACGAAUAAACUCUAAAUAAACCCGUUUGCAGCGGCCGGCCUGACCCGACCCGACCCGACGCCGGCCCCUCGCCCGCAGGCUUUCUCGUCACACACCGACGUCCCGGCCCCUCGCCCCGCGGGGCGCUCUCCGCUCUCCCGCCCGGAGCGUCCUCCUCCGCUACGGAUUUAAUUUAUUUUCUUAUUUCAUGUACACUGCUUUUUUUUGUUACAGUGUAUGAUGGAUGUGUAUGGAAAAUGUAUCUUUGGAGAAAAAUAAUUACAGUUUGUUAAUUUGAA